Molecule: messenger RNA, 1814 nt
Organism: Sclerotinia trifoliorum
Lineage: Eukaryota; Fungi; Ascomycota; Leotiomycetes; Helotiales; Sclerotiniaceae
Source: the annotation of a GenBank genome assembly
GACGGAAUGAAACUCCGAGAAGUAGAUGAAGGCGGAGAAAUAACGUCAUCGAAACAACAUGCAUUAAAAUACAGAACAGAAGCUCUUUGACAUCGUAAAUUAUUUCAGCUCCACAAUUUUCAUCACAAUCAUCACGGUAUUAAAGUGGAGUACAAUAAAUAUGGCCGAACAAGAUACACUAGCCUCUCAUUUUGGAGGUCAUCCUAUUCCUACUGAGAAAGUAACGGAAAGGGUAUCGAGAUGGACGUUCGUAAGUCUAGGUAGGCUAGACUCUCUCUCAGCUUCAUUUCUCAUUUCAACAAAGAAUAUGUAUUUAGAUUGAUUUACGAUUAUAGGAAAGGCGUCAGCAGAUGAUACAUCUAAUACUACCGUCUAUGACCAAGAUCGCUUCGCAUCUAAUGCAUCUAUUAUUCCACCGUGGAAUCCCCAAGUUAAUGCCACGGCAGUAGGAUUACUACAACGUGGUUUUCUUCCAGCACUAACUACCAAUACAACUCUAUCACUCAUCUCCUACACCAUCGCUCGAUUAACCAAUCGUCUCGACUUGAAAGAUGUCGUCUGGCCACUCGGCCCUCUCAUCUCUUCCUGGACCAUCGCUCUCCAACGCCAUAACUUCGAUCUCUCCAAAACAUGGACAAACAUGGCAUAUCCCCAAAAAUUAAUCAUGGCAGGCUUAACAACGUGGUCACUUCGUCUCUUCUAUCGUAUAACUUCUCGAGCUAUUUCUCGCGGUAAAGACGACGCACGUUAUACUUCUGAAUCAUCGAAAAACUCCGAUUAUUGGAAUAAAUGUCUAUUUUCUACUUUUGUUCCAGAAGCACUCGUUCAAUCGAUUAUUGCUCUUCCGUUUACAAUGUGUCUUGCUGCUCCAGAGGUGCUUAUUGCGAAUCAAUCACUUUCGAGGAAUCCAGGAUGGAAAAUCGCUCAUGCGGUUGGGGUUUUUCUUUUCUCUGCUGGUUUUGCUUUGGAAGCUGGUGCGGAUUUACAGUUGGAAAAUUAUAAGAGUAAGAAGAAUGAAAAUGAGGGAUUAUUAAAAGAUGGUAUUUGGAGUAUCGUUCGACAUCCCAAGUUAGUAUUGAUCUCUUCUUCCCUCAUGAGACGCCAUCAUCCUCACCAAUACAAAAACACAAACUAACCCAAAAAAACACCCACAGCUACCUAGGUGACACACUAAUCCACACCUCUUUCCCACUCAUCCUCUACGGAGCAGGACUCUUUCAUCCCCUCAUGCUUCUUGCUCCGAUCACCAAUUAUACCUUUUUGAGAUAUGUAGGUGGAGAUGCUCAAACGGAGAAAUAUCAACAGGAGAGAUAUGAAAAGAUUGGUUCGGCGAAUAAGUUGGAGGAUUUUAGCGGUUUGAAAAGCGGGAAGAAUAGUGUUUGGCCUGGGGUGGAGGAAUGGGGAAAUGUUUGGUUGUGGAGUGUGCUGGCUUGUGGUGCGAUGGGGGUGGUGGGGAGUGGGGGCUAGAAGUCUGUUUUAGGGGUGGGUAGGAGUGUGAGGGUAUGAGGAGAGUUGGGGAGGUGGGAGGUGGGAUGGAGGGUAUGCGGGUGGGUUUGUUGUUUAAAUUGUUGAGAUGUCUGAGGAGUAUUAAUCCUUGUAUUGGGUCUUUAAAUCGAUUGAUUUGUUUGUAUCAUGAUAUGACGCGUAAUGGAUGGGGCUUGCUUUAACAAUAUAAUCCUAUAAUAUUCUUUUCUCCCCUCUAUAAAUCUUGGGAAGAAAUAUGUUAUACAAGCACUCAUGAUUAGGUGGCUACAACUAUACAGAGUUUGAUGGAUGCCAGGUAGUUCUCUUUGUCUGUAUUGAAUACCUGGUAA